GUUCUGCAGAAGCCAAGAGCACGUCGUGUUAGAUCUAAAUGAAGCUUUUGUGCAGCUUUGCAUCGUUGCUCUUGCUGGUCGGGGCUCAUCCGGUAUCGUCGUUUACUAUCGACGCUAGUGCCGAAGUCGCCGCUGCGAGACCCGACGUUGAGGUGGAAUUUGAUCUGGAUCCAGAGUCCAAAGCGCAAUGGGGCGCGUACACUGGAUCCCGCUCAGAUCGUCCGGUUCUUGAAGGUCGAUCAGGAUCUAUGGGCGUGAAUAUCCGUCCACUGGGGAGUGCCAAGGUCAAGCCUUUAGCUCCCAUGUCGACGGUACUGCAGCCCGAAGGUUUCAACUUUGGACGUGGCACGGCAUACAUAACAACGGAGAACGUGGAAGUAGGCAGUGUAUUAUUAUCAUUGCCAAUGAGUCAGGUGAUGAGUGUGGAAUCGGCUGCAAGAGGGAGAGUGGGGCUACUAUUGGAGGUGAAUCCAGACCUACCUUCAGCCAUCGCAUUGGGACUACACUUACUGGAAGAACGAGCUCUAGGAGCGGCUUCCAACUUCUCCGACUUUGUAGCUACAUUACCAACGAUCGAAGCAAUCAACAGCACCUUGUUCUACUCGGAAGACGAGAUGAAGGGGCUGGAAGGGUCGCAGCUACAGCGAUUCACACUCGGUAGAGCUCAAGCCGUCGACGCCUUCUACGACGCUCUCGUGCAACCCGUCACAUCACGCGAAGCUGUAGACCCACCCAUCUUCCAUAAGAGCGAGUUUACACUGGAUAAAUUCCGCUGGGCGAUGGGUGUUGUGUGGUCGUCCACCUUCCAGUUCGGAGAAAACGAGGACGACGUUAUUCUAGCUCCUGUUCUAAAUACUAUUGGAAUCUGUACCGAUCUAAAUCAAGAAGGCAACGAGGCGUGUCCUGAGACAAGCAUUAAAGUGGAUACCGACACCCAGAGACUAACUGUGUACGCUUCAGUGGCUUAUUCAAAGGGCCAAGAAGUGCGUCUCUCAAUGCCUGGCAAGUCCUCGACCCAGCUCAUGCUAAGCCACGGCUUUGCGAGAGCUCGAGCUUCCAAGCUGGACAAAUUGGACCUCACUGUAACAUUGGACAGCAGCGAUACUUUAGCUCCUUUAAAAAACUACUUGCUGCAGACACAACUGAACGAAAGCAUCAAUGCGACGUAUGAGUUCUUCUAUGGCAGCUCCAAGAUCGACGAGUACGUCUCGACUUCUUUGAGAAUGAAACUCUUGUCUGGUGGCGAGCUCGCGCGGUACAAAGAGCUGCUAACUCCAACAGAGGGGGAGGAGCAUCGACCCAUUGUGAGUCUACGGAAUGAGUUCGUCUUCACGCGUGCUGUCAUCUCCACGUGCACGACGCUGUUAAAACAGUACCCGACAAGCAUCGAACAAGACCAAGAAAAUCUCGCUAAAUUAUCCGAUAAAGACGACGUCGAAAGUGUCCGCAUAGCGCAUGUCCAACGCAUCUUGAUCAUGGAGAAGCAGAUUCUAAACGAGACGAUGGAACUUGCGUUGGACCAGUGGCAGAGCCUCCUCUACUCGUCACACCCAAAUCUACUCGAAGUCUAA
Phytophthora infestans T30-4 is the source of this 1571-nucleotide messenger RNA. RefSeq lists its product as uncharacterized. The transcript has a single exon. Gene Ontology annotation, biological process: peptidyl-lysine monomethylation. The coding region runs from base 249 to 1571 and encodes 440 amino acids. The record is from RefSeq and is a predicted model, not a curated record. NCBI's taxonomy places the organism in Eukaryota, Oomycota, Peronosporomycetes, Peronosporales, Peronosporaceae. Gene Ontology annotation, molecular function: protein-lysine N-methyltransferase activity.